CUCGUGAGCCAGUCUUCUUGCAGCAGGCGCGCGGCCGGCUGCUUGUUGCAGUGCGCGGUGCGAACUAUCACACACGAGUUCGCGGUCAUAGGCUCGAACGAACAUCGAAAUCGACGGUCAGUGCGGUGACCAUGAUGAUGGACAACGGGGUGUUAAAUAAUUAUGAGUAUGGGGACGGAUACAUGGAACAGGAGGAGGAGUGGGAACGCGAGGGUCUCUUAGACCCGGCCUGGGAGAAACAACAGAAAAAGACUUUCACAGCAUGGUGUAACAGCCACUUGCGUAAAGCCGGUACCGGUAUCGAGAACAUCGACGAGGACUUCCGCAAUGGGCUGAAGCUCAUGUUACUGCUGGAGGUCAUCUCCGGGGAAACCCUGCCCAAACCUGACCGUGGCAAGAUGCGCUUCCACAAGAUCGCCAACGUCAAUAAGGCGCUGGACUUCAUUGCUUCAAAAGGCGUGAAGCUAGUGUCCAUCGGUGCUGAAGAAAUCGUCGAUGGUAACCUGAAAAUGACGUUAGGUAUGAUCUGGACCAUCAUCUUGAGAUUCGCCAUCCAGGACAUCUCAGUAGAAGAAAUGACCGCCAAGGAGGGUCUACUAUUGUGGUGUCAACGUAAAACAGCGCCCUACAAGAACGUGAACGUGCAGAACUUCCAUCUCUCGUUCAAGGACGGUCUCGCGUUCUGUGCCCUUAUCCACAGGCACAGGCCUGACCUGAUCGACUACAGCAAGCUCUCCAAGGACAACCCGCUGGAGAACUUGAACACCGCCUUCGAUGUCGCCGAGAAGUAUCUCGAUAUUCCACGCAUGUUGGAUCCAGAUGAUCUGCAAAACACUGCGAUGCCGGACGAACGGGCGGUCAUGACAUACGUAUCUUCGUACUACCAUUGCUUCUCAGGCGCUCAAAAGGCUGAAACGGCCGCGAACCGCAUCUGCAAAGUUCUCAAAGUUAACCAGGAGAACGAACGCCUCAUGGAGGAGUACGAGCGCCUUGCCAGUGACUUACUGGAAUGGAUCCGCCGCACAAUGCCGUGGUUGAACAGCCGCCAGACCGACAACUCGCUUGCUGGCUGCCAGAAGAAACUGGAAGACUACCGUACUUACAGGCGUAAGCACAAGCCACCUCGCGUAGAGCAGAAGGCCAAACUGGAGACCAACUUCAACACGCUGCAAACCAAACUGCGCCUCAGCAACAGGCCCGCCUAUAUGCCCACUGAAGGCAAAAUGGUUUCUGACAUCGCCGGAGCCUGGAAAGGUCUGGAAAUCGCUGAGAAGGCGUUCGAAGAAUGGCUGCUCAGCGAGAUGAUGCGUCUUGAGCGUCUUGAGUACUUGGCGCAGAAGUUCAAGCACAAGGCUGACAUCCAUGAGGAUUGGACCAGAGGCAAGGAAGAGAUGCUCCAAUCGCAAGACUUCCGCCAAUGCAAAUUAUACGACAUCAAGGCGCUCAAGAAGAAGCACGAGGCCUUCGAGUCCGACCUCGCCGCGCACCAGGACCGCGUCGAACAGAUCGCCGCUAUCGCUCAGGAGCUUAACACGCUGGAGUACCACGAGGUGGGCGCAGUGAACGCGCGCUGCCAGCGCAUCUGCUCGCAGUGGGACCGGCUGGGCGCGCUCACGCAGCGGCGCCGCGCAGCGCUCGACGACGCCGAGCGCGUGCUCGAGCAGAUCGACCUGCUGCACUUGGAGUUCGCCAAGCGCGCCGCGCCCUUUAACAACUGGCUGGACGGCACCCGCGAGGACCUGGUGGACAUGUUCAUCGUGCACACCAUCGAGGAGAUCAGCGGCCUCAUGGACGCGCACGCUCGCUUCAAGGCCACGCUCGGAGAGGCAGAUAAGGAAUACCAGGCGAUAGUCAACCUUGUACACCAAGUGGAGUCCAUCGUCAAGCAACACCAAAUCCCUGGAGGACUUGAGAACCCCUACACUACAUUAACCGCACACGAGCUGAACCGCAAGUGGUCCGACGUGCGGCAACUAGUGCCGCAGCGCGACGGCACGCUGGCGGCCGAGCUCCGCAAGCAGCAGAACAACGAGACGCUGCGCCGCCAGUUCGCGGAGAAGGCCAACGCAGUCGGGCCCUGGAUCGAGCGGCAGAUGGACGCUGUCACCGCUAUUGGCAUGGGCCUCCAGGGCUCACUGGAAGACCAAUUACACCGGCUGAAGGAGUACGAAGCCGGCGUGUACGCGUACAAGCCGCACAUCGAAGAGUUGGAACGCAUCCACCAAGCUGUACAAGAGGGCAUGAUCUUCGAGAACAGGUACUCCCAAUACACGAUGGAGACGCUCCGCGUGGGCUGGGAGCAGCUCCUCACGUCCAUCAACCGCACCAUCAACGAGGUGGAGAACCAGAUCCUCACGCGCGACUCCAAGGGCAUCACGCAGGAACAGCUCACCGAGUUCCGCGCAUCAUUCAACCACUUCGACAAGAACCGUACAGGACGAUUGGCACCUGAGGAAUUGAAAUCAUGCCUGGUGUCUCUCGGCUACAGUAUUGGCAAGGAUAGACAGGGUGAACUCGACUUCCAACGCAUUCUCGCUGUCGUUGAUCCCAACAACACUGGCUACGUAUCGUUCGAUGCGUUCUUGGACUUCAUGACGAGGGAAUCCACCGACACUGACACAGCUGAACAGGUCAUCGACAGCUUUAGGAUCUUAGCUGGUGACAAGCCGUUCAUAACCGCGGAGGAGCUCCGCCGCGAGCUGCCGCCCGACCAGGCGGAGUACUGCGUGUCGCGCAUGCCGCCGUACCGCGCGCCCGGCGCCCCGCCCGGCGCGCUCGACUACAUGGCCUUCUCCACCGCGCUCUACGGCGAGACCGACCUCUAGAUCUAUCUUCGCCAUAAAGUCAAGAACAGGUGACAAAGGGUAGAGACCUUUCGAAGAACAUAAGAUCUGCACUCCACCAACAGAAGCAAAAUUUUACUAACACGGUGGAUUAAUUAGUCAUGGAAAAUUGCGAAAAAUUAUAUCACUUUCGUUGAUCAUAUCACGCCGCCCUAAGCAUGGUCAACAUAAGAGAACGAUUUUUGCAAUAAGUUGUUUUAACAGUUUAAGUAUGUGCAAUGUCAAACCAAAAAUGUCAUUAACUUUGAGAAAUUUUACUCCCUAAAAUAUGGACUUUUGGCUCAAAUCCGGAGAAACUUUGUAUGUUUACAAUUCUAUUUAUAUUAGAUUUAGGUAUUUUAACUUUUGUAUGAGACCAUCAGAGAAGUCACAAAACAUUUAUUUGUAAGUUAAAUGGUGCUAAUAUUAGGCUCACUAAUGUGUGACACCAAAUUAAGACUCAUUCAUAUUGUGAGAAUGUUUUGUUAUAUUUUAUUUUUAAGCAAGCAUUAUUUAUACAAAUCAAAUUUUAUUACUGCCAUUAGUAAUUUAACUUGAAUGGUAGGAAAUACAUAACAUGUAAGCAAGAUAUUCAACAGUGUUGCAAGGAAUAAUCAUACAAAUUAUUUAUUUAUUCAAUAGAUUGCCACACCUUGCCCGCAUCUAUUUAUUAUCAUUUGAAUAUCAUUUUAUAUAAUCGUUUGUGAGAGUAUUUUUGGUUGAGUACUCUAAAUAAAUGAUCUGCCAUAUUUUAGUCUUUUAAUAAUGACUGUGUUGUUAAUUCAACCAAUUAUAUUAUUAUGAGGAAGAAGUGGGAUGUAGGCUAAGAAUGAAUUAUGUGCCCAAAAAGUAUACUAACUCGAAUGUACAGCUAAAUUAAUAAAGAGCUCUUAAAACAAAAA
This is a messenger RNA of Colias croceus (clouded yellow), 3724 nucleotides long. It is a transcript of the gene Actn, whose product is annotated as alpha-actinin, sarcomeric. Gene Ontology annotation, molecular function: calcium ion binding; actin filament binding. Gene Ontology annotation, cellular component: cortical actin cytoskeleton; cell projection; cell junction. Lineage: Eukaryota; Metazoa; Arthropoda; Insecta; Lepidoptera; Pieridae. The transcript is spliced from 20 exons. The record is from RefSeq and is a predicted model, not a curated record. Gene Ontology annotation, biological process: muscle cell development; actin cytoskeleton organization. The coding region runs from base 132 to 2825 and encodes 897 amino acids.